This is a messenger RNA of Lactuca sativa (garden lettuce), 1185 nucleotides long. RefSeq names its product F-box protein At4g19940. The record is from RefSeq and is a predicted model, not a curated record. Lineage: Eukaryota; Viridiplantae; Streptophyta; Magnoliopsida; Asterales; Asteraceae. Gene Ontology annotation, molecular function: protein binding.
AUGUCAGACAACAUACCUUACGAAAUUCAAGCAGAAAUCAUCAAAAGACUUCCUGUGAAGUCACUGGUUCAAUUCAGAUCCGUCUCCAAACAAUGGAAGUCUUUAAUCGACUGCCGUGAGUUUCUUGCUGCUUACAAUAUCUACCACAAUCAGCCUCAGCGAUUAAUCGUAUGGUAUGAAUAUCCAGCAGACACCGAGGAAAAGUACGUUUCAUUUGUUGAUGAUGAAACUUUCACCAAACAAGGGUUCGCUGUGACUCUUCCUGUGCUCGCUAAAGUACUUAACGACUCACGUGUGGUUGGUAGCUCUCAAGGAUUGUUAUGCUUGCAUGGCUAUUAUCGAGUUCCACGUCAUUCUCGUCACAAUUCUGUACGAGAGAUGGCUGUUCUUUGGAAUCCUUCGAUUAGAAAAUCAGUUGGUGUAGCUGUGCCUGGUGUCUUACGUUGGGGUCUUGAAACCAUUCUUGGAUUCGGGGUUUGUCCUAUCAGAAGUGACCCUAUGAUUGUGAAGAUUACACAGGUUAAUGUAAACUGGGAAAUGAGAAGUAGGGUUAGCGUCCCUUGGGUGGUUGAAAUUUUCUCGUUGAGUAAAGGUAGUUGGAGAAUUCUUUCUUGUAAUCUGCCUAAUAAAUCGAUUAAACUUACAUGGUCUCAGGUAGUUAUAGAUAGGUUUAUUUUUUGGUUUGCUGUUGACAAGUUGGUUGCUGCUGAUGGUGGUUUUUCCACAAAAAAUAUGAUAAUGUUAUUUGAUAUGACUACUGAAGAAUUUAGAGUGGUAGAUCUACCAGAGAAUUUAGCAAACCAGUCUUACUUGAAUUUGUCCAUCUCUAAGGUAUGUGAGUCUCUAGCUGUUCUUGAAUACGCUACAAACAUGAUGAAUCAAGUUUGUAAUGUAUGGGUGAAGGAUCAUGGUUUUCAGAAUUUGUUUAAAAAGCUAUUUACAAUUAGUGCACCAUAUGCAUCAAUAAGGGCAUUGGGAUUUACGAAAAGUGGUGAACCUAUGAUGGAAGUGAAAGAUUAUUACAAAGAAGCAGCUGCACUUGUUGUCUAUGAACCCAGCUUGGGAUACAUCAAUAAUAUUGGGAUUAGUGGAAAUUAUGGUUCAUUCUUCGUCGGCUCCUAUAUGGAAACACUACUUCUGCUUGAUCAGGCAGAUUGUAGUGUUUAUUCUAACGUUGACAACUGA